Molecule: messenger RNA, 653 nt
Organism: Lucilia sericata (common green bottle fly)
Lineage: Eukaryota; Metazoa; Arthropoda; Insecta; Diptera; Calliphoridae
Product: RNA-binding protein 48
Exons: 2
Coding region: 99-596 (165 amino acids)
Cellular component (GO): nucleoplasm
Molecular function (GO): nucleic acid binding
Source: RefSeq, a predicted model, not a curated record
GGCGCAGGGCUCUGAUUAUAGUGUUUAUAGUUAUUUGUGGCAAAUAUUUGUUUUAUUAUUUAAACAAUGUAAUUAAUUGAACUUAUUUAUAAAAAACAAUGGACUGUAAUGCAGAACAUCACAAACAAUACGAUUAUUGUACCACACGCCUUAAAUACCGGCAAGGACGACAGUUAAAAGCAGUAAAGGUCUAUACAGUGGCUAAUGAAUCACAGAAUUUGCUUAUAUUUGGUGUGCCAAAAAUCAAUCUAUUGCAAGAAUUAAAACAGCGUCUUCAGAGAUUUGGUAAGUUAUAUUAUGUACGCAAUGUUACCACAGAAAUGUUAGAUCGUCAAUUGGAAUUAGAACAAUUUACCGAAGUGUAUUUGGCAAAAUUUUACAAAAUCCAUGAGGCGCGUAAAUGUAAACGUUUUAUGGAUGCUAAAGAAUUUUAUGGUGGUAUUUUGCAUAUAUCCUAUGCUCCGGAAUAUGAAACCAAAGAGGAGUUUAAGGAUAAAUUACAGAAAAGAAAAUUGGAAAUUGAACGUUCUUUAAAAAGAAUAAACUUGGAUAAUAAUAAUGAAAAAAGACUGAAGAAAACUGAUGAUGUACAAUAAAGAAAGCAUUUUUAUUUUUUGAUUUUUUUUUUUGUUGUGUAGAAAAACAAAUGAAAA